Daldinia caldariorum is the source of this 2075-nucleotide messenger RNA. RefSeq names its product transferase family protein. The record is from RefSeq and is a predicted model, not a curated record. The transcript has a single exon. The coding region runs from base 296 to 1888 and encodes 530 amino acids. Lineage: Eukaryota; Fungi; Ascomycota; Sordariomycetes; Xylariales; Hypoxylaceae.
CUUACGGGCGCACUGCCACGAUUCCUUAUGAAUCAUUAUGAAUCAUCCGAACGAUAACUUAUCCGGCAACGACUCAUCGGUCGUCCUGGCGGCAUUUCUAACAUGAAUUUCUGCACUCAGUUAGACUCAAUAGCCGGGCCCUUGUUCAUGUUACAACAGAUGGAGUUCUUAAAAGGUGUUGCCGAACUUCUUAAAGCAUGUAGCGAUCAGAUGAGCAAAGUCAUUUUUGCUAUACGUGCGGAGGAAGGGAAAGGUCGAUACGAGCAGGAAAAGGUUAUAUUUUAUACUAAGUAUCAUGACGGAAUCGGCAUAUCAGGUUGAAGAUACGAAGAGGGUCUUUCCGUUGAACGGCUCAAAGCAAACCACGACUACGAAAUUGUCCAUUCUUGACGCGUCUGUUGCGCGAUUUGCACCAUGCGGAGCGAUUUGGCUUUAUGAUCGAGCUGAAAGUGCCGACUCGCGUGAUCCUGGUAUAUUUAAACGACUGGAAAAAUCACUGAGGCAGACUCUGGAUGACUACCCUCACUUCGCAGGCCAGCUUCGAUGGGCGUCCAAGGAGCUCGUGGAAGGAGAUGUGAACCCUCGGUAUAUUGGCCGGCCAGUGGUCAUAUACGGUGGUCCGGAGGAUCCUGGAGUGGAAUUGGUUAUCGUAAGAGACAAUCGCGAGCUUAGCGAUGUAGUCCCGAGCCAAGAUGAGCGGUUAACUACGAAGCAAGUGUGGAAUGCGACAACCUUCCCCCAGAACGAUCUCCUCGCCAAAACGAAACUAGCAUUCUCGAGCUUGACCGAGUUCGAAGGCCUGCCAGCUGUUGCUGUCCAAUUAACGGGUUUCAAAUGUGGCGGGUUUGCGAUCAGCAUCAAGCUUACGCAUUGUCUCUCCGAUGCUAUGUGUCUCAUCCAGUUCGCUCAUGCCUGGGCAGCGCAAUCGAGAUAUCUAUUUGGAGGUAAUGGAUCUGUUACAGAAAAGCGCCAAAUACCACUGUUCGACCCCUCGCAGUUGGACCAACAUGCUCAUCUCACCCCAACAGGACCAGACCCUGAGAAGGUUAGAAUAGCGAGGGCUUUACCCAUGCACCGAUACGAUUGGUGGGCUAAAGACGCUCCGGGCUACCCCCCUUGGGCCGAAGCCUCAACACUGGGCACGAAGCCUCCACCGGAGGAACUGGCUCGGGUAGAAUUAAGCCCUUCCUCAUUUCCGCCUUGGCCGACGUGGGAUACGGCUGCUGCUGUGGAACCUGUGCAAAUCCGCUUCAAAGCGGAAACCAUCUCCGCGAUGAAGAAAGCCGCCGAGAAUAGCCUGCCGGAGUCCCUGAGUGGGCACCGUGUCUCCCGACUAGAUGCAACUUUAGCACAUAUCUGGAUCCUCAUAAACCGCGCACGACGGCUGGAGGAUUCUAAAGAACAAGUAUACAUCGACUUCACCCUUGGAGUGCGCAACCGCGUGACCCCGCCGCUGCCGGACAGCUUUGCAGGCUCUCCGAUCCUGUUAUGCUAUGUCGCGAAAUCUGGCUCCGAAGCGGCCACCUCACCAAUCGGUUCAAUUGCCGGCUCUAUAAGGCAGACUAUGUCUCUAUUCACUCCUGAUGCCGUGUCUGCUUAUAUCCACGAUGCAGCUUACGAGGUCAGCCCGCAACGCCUGUGGCAGUCUUUUCUUGGCUCCAAGCACACCCUCGUUACUUCGUGGGUACGAGCACAGGCCUACGAGGUAGACUUCUGUGGGACACACAGACCAGCUCGGUAUGUACAGGGUGUGAUGCCACGGAUGGACGGAAUCGUUCAGGUCAUGGAUAUUGCGGGCACGGGGGAUUUCGAUAUUAGCGUAUGUUUAGAGAAGGAAACCAUGCAACGGCUUCUUCGGGAUCCAAUGCUAAAGGCGUAUGGGUUUUGAUCGAGAAAAAUAAAAUGAGAAUAUAGAAGAUCCUAUAUCCUCUCCAAUUCGUUCCAGUGAAUCAUCUUUUUGUAGUGAAAUCGAAAAAAAGGGGGUGGGGUACGGGGCCAUUUCAACCCACGUUCUCGAGUAGCAUCAGAAUUGUCGUCAAGAAUUGUAAUAAAUCCCUUAAACCAGGUACAUCAGG